AGAGGAGCGCGCUAUAAGAAGAGAGAGCCCAGCAGGAGCGUCAAAACAUUUAAAGCAAGACCGAAAGGAAAACGCCAGCGCGCUCAGAAUGAAGACUUGAAUCUCGAGAGAAUUUUAUUUUUGUUUGUUUGUGUUUUUCAUGUAAGGACUAUUUCAGGAAUCUGCAAGUAUUAAAAAACCAGGAAAGAAAAGAAAGUGCCGUCCGGCGUCGCUCUCCGUGUGUGUCAGCGCGUUGAGGUAUCCUGGAUGAGCGCAAAGUGUCAGCUUCAGCACCCGAGGAGAGGACAGCUCCGCUCUGUCUGCUCCUUUUUGGACCUCCAGUCCAAAAACUCUCCUUCGGCUUCUGAUGUCCACACUUGGAGUUUGACACUGUGCGCCCCAUACAAGCCGGGAAGAAGUGUAAAAGGAAGAUCCAGUGACGGAGAGAGCCGCGACCGACUGUGUGCUCAAUAUGUACCAGGGGCAUUUACAGUUCUCUCUUCAACUCUGGACCUGCUAGAUCUCAGCGAACCUGGAGAGAGGAGGAACAGCAGGGACAGAAAGAGUGCCCUGUUAUCCCAGGGAGACAGCCAGAAGAACACCUCACACAGGAAAAAGACAGAUGAGACGGAGCUGAUCCAGGUGGAAGUUGAACAUACGGCACCAAGCAUGCGAACCCCAGAGAGGGCAUCACUGGACUCAGUUACAAUUGGCUCACUGGAUAAAUGGGAAGAAUUGAAUCCCAACCCUGAAAGAAAUGGCAACAGAAAAUGGAAGCUGGAGAGACGACGUUCUUCUAAAAAUUCAUCUAAUGAGUUUCUGUGGUCCAUAGAUUGUAAACCACAGAUUGACUCGUCAAAUAAGAAUACCCUGGAAGCAAACACCAAACUGGAACCAGAGUCUGCACUGGCGUCACAACUCAACAGGCAGUAUAUUAGUGGAAGACAUGCUCGCUUAACGAAGGAGCAGCGGUGGGGGAGCGCGCUGCUGUCCAGACAUCAGUCCCUGGAGGAGGAGUUUGAGCGGGCCAAGGCUGCUGUUGAGUCAGAUACCGAGUUCUGGGAUAAGAUGCAGGCAGAGUGGGAAGAGCUGGCUCGGCGAAACUGGCUGACGGAAAACGAGCAGGCACAGAUUCCCUCCACUGUGUCUCCGUACGAGAAGGGUUACUACUUCCACACAGAUAAUCCUUAUAAGGACUUGCCUAAUGCAUUCGAAGAGGGACUGAAGAAAUCCCGAGAGGGAGACUUGCCAAACGCUGUGCUUUUGCUUGAAGCAGCUGUCCUACAGGACCCUCACGAUUCAGAGGCCUGGCAAGUCCUGGGGACCACCCAGGCUGAAAAUGAGAACGAGCAGGCAGCGAUUGUCUCCCUCCAGAGGUGUUUGGAGCUCCACCCAAACAACCUUAUAGCCCUCUUGGCUCUGGCAGUGAGCCUGACCAACACUGGUAUGCGCCAUGAUGCCUGUGAGGCCCUCCUCCGCUGGCUGAGACACAAUCCCAAGUACAAGCAUCUUGUCAAAGGCAAGACUCAUCUAACGGGAUCUCCAAACUCCCAGCGCAGGAUGUCUCAUGCUCCCAACCUGGGCAGACAUGAAAGCUCCGUGCUACCAGAGGUCAAGGAGCUCUACCUGGAAGCAGUUCAGCAGAACUCUGACAGCAUCGACCCAGAUUUGCAGACGGGCCUCGGGGUGCUUUACAACCUCAGCGGAGAGUUUAACAAAGCCGUGGAGGCCUUCAACACGGCUUUGUCAGUGCGGCCCGAGGACUACUUGUUGUGGAACCGCCUCGGGGCCACGCUGGCGAAUGGAGAUCGAAGCGAGGAGGCGGUGGAGGCUUACACAAGAGCCCUGGAGCUGCAGCCGGGGUUUAUCCGGUCCCGCUACAACCUGGGCAUCAGCUGUAUUAACCUGGGGGCACACAGAGAGGCGGCCAGCAACUUCCUGACUGCCUUAAGCCUUCAGAGGAAAAGCCGGAGUCGCCAGCAGUCCCACCAGGUGAUGUCUGGAAACAUCUGGGCGGCUUUGAGGAUAGCUUUAUCCAUGAUGGACCAGCCUGAACUCUUCCAGGCUGCAAAUAUCGGCGACUUGGAUCAUCUCAUGCGGGCCUUCAACUUAGACAUUUGACGACCAGGAGGCAGUAAUGCUAACAUCUGCCCCCUCUUCACUUACUAUUUGAUUUCUACCCAACAGCCAAAAGUCCAAAGUGCACAGUCAGAAUGGACUGAUGGACGUCAGAGACAACAGUGUAUUUUUAUGCACAUCCAAAUUAACUACAGUCGUCAAAGCUAUUAUAUUUUUCACCCAAGUACCUCAGAGCAGUUCUGAGGACAGGUUCUUCCAAGGGUUUGAAGGGACUGCUCUGUGUUGGAUUUGCACUGUAAUUUGUGAUUUCCCUGAAGAGCACAAGGACGGGCAAAGAUUGUACGAGCAAUGCCUUAGAGGACACAUCAAUUAAAAACUGACUCAUCCAGCGGAACAGAGCCGGCAGAGACGGACGGUUGUACGAGCCUGAUAGAGCAGACCUCACAGGCCGUUUUCAAAGAAAAGAGAGGAAAAAACGUUUGACUCCCGACUCCUGAAGGAUGGAUUUAGUGAGCAAAUUACAAAGACUGCAGCGUAUAACCUGGAACUCCAGGCUCUGUUCCUGGCUUAUUUUCAUCCUUUCAAUGGGAAAAUAAUGAUACUGCAUGAAUAAGCAUUUUCAUAACUGGAUUCUUGUUUCAAAUUAACAUACUUUUAGAGGUUUUCCCUUUGCACAUCAGAUAAACAGAUAUAACUUCCUCAGUCCGAGUGGAAUGUGCAAGCCUUACUCAAAAGCAUGCGACCAACAAUAUUUAUUUAUACUAUUUUUAUGAAAACAGAAAAAAACCCACACUAAGCCAUUUUCAGACUAGUUUCAUUUUCUUAAAUAACUGCUGUCUUUUGAACUUGAAAGCUUUCUGAGCCACUAAUUUUUGUUUCGCUCAGUUUUUCUCUCCUUUCUUUUGGCUCCUAGCUCCUCUUUGUUCCCUUUAAGGUGACUGCAGAAACACACAGAAAAGCUGGGCAAUAGCAAUCUAUAAAACCUUCAUUAGUCUUUUCAAACUUUAGCAUAUGAAAACGUUAUUCUUAACAAGUCUAAAAAUAUCUCUUUUUAUCUUCUUCUGCUAGUUCUGGGAUGGCUUCAGAGUUACUAAUGACUACUGUACACAUUAUACAGUCCUUUUUUAUUUUUGCUGACCUGACUCAGUUUGUUUUCUGUUGUCAGUAUCUGCUGACGCCGUCACUGGUGUCUUUGCUGCUCCUCCAAAGACAGCAAGGCUCAUGCAUUUAAUAGUCAUAAUGCAUGAUUUGAAUAUUUACGUAAGCUUGGGCAGAAUGCUGCACAUGUAUGAUGAACGCUGUUCGUUUCACCACACACUUCAAAUCACAUCAGGUUGAUGUUCAAACUCGAGAUGGUUAUGCAUCUGCAGAAAACAUGAUUGUGUAAAUACAGUGACUCUCCUGCUGCAGGAAGAAAGCUUUUCCUUAGUCAUACUUUUUAGCUGACAGCUUCACUUGCAUCACUGCUGCUAGUUUGAAAGUCACUCUCUGAAGUGAAUACCCUGUACCUCGCUGUGCAACAGAGUAAAUGAUAGAUAAUCUUCUGUACUGCAUAGCUCAGCACAUUUGGGUGUUUAUCAGGCGUGUCCACGGUCUGAGGGUUUUUAUUGUAGCUCCUAUGCAAAAGGUCAUGUUUUAUGUUGCCAUUCUGAAUUGUUGCGGGUCCCCGUCUGCCUCGGCGGACCGAAAGGAAGCGUUGUUUCGGUGUUUGGAAAGAACACUAUCAGGCAGAACCAGAGACCAGUGCGAGAGCCAUUCAUCUUCCAAACUGUACAGCCGGGGUGUCACGGUCUGUACAAGAAGAAGUGUUUCAUCGGGAAGUUGCCAGAAUGAAAACAAGUGUUCUCCCAGGGAGAAAGUGGUCAGAAGCUCUGACUAAAAGAAAGACUGAUCGACACAAAGAGUGCAGCCUUCUGCUUUUAGAACCAGGUUGCACGGACAUGGCGUCUUUGACCUUAGUUGCAUCCAUCAAAUUCACCGCCAUGUAUGGAGCUUGAUAAAGCUCCAUACAUUCUGUCAUUGUUGUCACACAAGCUGCAUUAAUAUAUUCGAGUCUGUGGCACUGAUGAAAAAAGAUCAGCUGCUCUACUUGCCAGAUACUUAAAAAAAUAUUGGCACAGACUCUAUUUAUCACACAACCAGGAUAAAUAGAUCAAACACUAGACGAGAAGUCAGAGAUACACAGCACAUAUGUGCAUGGCUCUAACAGUCGGCCUCAGAGGGGAGCUAACAGCGACUCUGGCAACGAGGCCAAAGCAGGGGUGCAUGCACAAAUGUAUUCACGGUGGGAGACUGGACGAUGAUAAAAGGUAUCCUUCGCUGGAACAAAUCAGGUUUACAUCCAGGAGUUCAUGUUUGAUUUCUGUUUGAUUAGCAUUAAAUUACUGUGGAUGUCAAAUUUAAGCAUGCUUGUAGCUCCAUACAUGCCAGCGAGGGUCUGUCUGCCAGUUUGGCCCAGACUGAAAGGGGUGGCGUGAAAUUUGCUUCCAGCACUUCUCCCAAAAACAAAAGUGUUACUCGGCCGGCAAAAUGGGUUUAGACCAAAUAACUGCAAAGUUUGCGACGGCGCCAUGAACCUGCAUCGAGCUACCUUUAGAGCCAUUUGGCUGUCAGCGUUUUAAUAUAAUAAAGCUUGUGGUUAAAUUCGAUAUGGAAGCUCUGCAAUCCCUCACCUGCCUGCUUUCUUGUUCAGCCGCUGUUCUGUUCUUUAGAUCACUGCCACACUUUCACACCCUGUCAGUCAUAAUACUCUCGUCCAAUCACCUUCUUGCCUGCCUUCUUUGAGCCAAUUAGCUUCCACUCUGGUUUAAAUCUGUGCUCUUCAUUGCUCUCCCUUUCAGACUGUCAUUUGCACAACCCACCUCGUCCCCAUCUCUAUUUUCAUGUUCACCACCACCAGCGUCUAGACUCCAGGGGGUCCUGUCCUAAAUCCUAUUCCUGCUGGGACAGGUAAGAUGGGUCACCAGAGUCUGAUCGCCAAAUACAUUCAUUUCUUUGUCUCAACAAAUCAUGUUCAGUUCUUGAUCUCUCCUUAUUGAACACAGGAGAUAUUAUCAGUAUGUUAGCAUUGUCAGAGUGAGUGCUGCAUUUCGCUCAAAGCUCCACUUUUAGGCUCACAGAGCAGCUAGCGUGGUAGUCCAGUGCACGACGAUCCCCCUCCAGUUUUCUUUGCUAAAGCGUUAACCCAACCCUGUAGGAGGUCCCUAUCAGCGAGAGGUUCUGCAGGCCAGGAGCUGUUCCACAUUUUUACCUGGCAUGCCUGUCCUCCCAGGUGCUCCCAGGUGUUUUACAAAAUCAACUCUAGUUGUCUUAUGAGGUCGCAGGCCCUCGCUCUUUUCCAUUUCAGUACAGGUUACCACAGGUUCAUGUUUUUUAAAGAAAUCUUACAUUGCUGGGCCACAACCUUCUUCUGCCGUCCACAUCAUUCCAUAGUGCAUUGAGAUAGGAUGCAGUUUUCUUUAUUUUGCUGAACCUACUACUGUACCUUCUCAGGUGAACUGACCUAGCCUAACACAUGCACCUGUGCAACAAACUGAGGCUGUUUGCAUGUUAGAUCCUUUACAUUUCUACUUUUUUAAUGACGUUUUCAUUCGUAUGCAUGACAUACAUGGAAGUGCUUUCUCUUUCGACCCCAAGAAAAGUAAAUAUAUCAUGAGGUUUCCUUGCAAUAUCGCUAUAAUGCACUUUUAAGUUCGCAAACUUUGACAAAACAUGAUGUAUAUAAACAGUAUGUAUUCUACACAAGAUGCUUUUUCUUGCAUGGAAGUGUGAGAGGCUCGAAAUAACGAGUCUAAGGCACAGCACACUGCAAACACACUUCAGCUUGAAUACUGGCUAAUGAACUGGAUAAUCAUAGUUAUGCACAAAUGUUAUAUUUAUUACUUCUACAAAUUACAAACACGUUUGUAACCACUGCAAUGACCCCAACCUAUAAAGCUGUCUAGCUGUUAUUGCACAACUCUUUAGUGCUGAAAAGUUUUUAUGUAGACUUUCACAACCUGCUGUGACCCUUUAACAGCUGUUUUUAUAAGGUUUUAAUGUUUGCAAGAAUCACUUCAUUAGUUCUGUUUACACUUAAGAAAGAGGGAGAGUAAAAGUGGACAGUCAUACAACAGUUCAAAUUCACAGCUUUUACACAGACUUGCUCACCGUGUCUUCUAUUGUGGAGACCUAAAGUGUUCAAAGGUGAGAGUUACGCAGUUUUAUGGAGUGAAAACAGACCAAAUACAAUCGCUCACUGACUGCUGUGUUAGGUACACCUGUUCAGCUGCAUAGAUGCAGAUCGUGUGGCAGUCACGCAGUGCAGAUGUGAUUCUGAAUGUGGUUGUUGGUACCAGAAGGACUAGCGUGACUACUUCAGAGACUGUUGACUUCUGGAUCUCUAUAGUUUACACAGAGUAGUCUGAAACCAGGAGCAGCAGAUGUAGAAGAGCAUCUGUGAACAUGUAACCACUGCUGUCAGCUAAGAACAGGAAACGGAUCACACGGACCAUCAAAACUGAAGAUUCGAAACGCGUCUGGUCUGAUGCUCCUUGGCUUCUCCUGACAUUCGGAUGGCUCGGUCAGAAUUUGGCAUAAGCAUGAAAACAUGGCUGCCUGUGUCAGUGGGUCAGAUUGGUAGUGGUGUCAUUUUGGUCCCCUUGGUAUGAAAAUGAGCAUCAUUUAAACACAGCAGCCUACCUGAUAAUGACCACACUGAUAAAUGUUUCCAUUCAGCUUCUUGGAUAAAAUAAGAUUUAAUUACAUAUUGAAUUUAUUAAAAAUGUGUGCAGGGGUACUAGUAAGGUGUACCUAAUGAACUGUCCAGUUAACGAUCCUAAUGAGGCAAUCACAUCUUUGGCUCCGGCAUGUUUCUAUUAACUGAAAAAAAUGAAUAAAUACCCAGACACACAAAUAAUUCUUCGUUCUAAUGAAACAAUGAUACUGAAAAAAAAAGGUCAAAACAGAAUAAAAAGACUCCAAAGGAGGGGCAUUAUUCUUCAUUUCACUGGAAUAACUUUGUUUUUGUGUAUCAAUAAGACACUUUUUAUUUGGCUUUGUCCACUUUUAUUAUCUCUAAAAGAUUUAUGCUUUUAAAAUGUGGGAAUUGGUGCUUAGGGUACAGAAAAUCCAUAAAGCAUUCGUGAUGGCUUCACUGGUUGGGCUCAUUGAGGUUGCUGUUGCAUAUGUACUUCCUCCACUGCUCCGGUUCAGAACGUGCACUUUGUUCUCAUUUAUUUGCGUCACACGUAUAUGAAUAAUAUAUUUUGAGGGAUGAAAUUAGAAAUGAUGUAAUUUGUAUACAGCCACUCGUUUAUUGAAACACCUACUAUAAUGCAUAUUACUCUCCCUGUAUAAUCACGAGGACAGCAUUAGCACCUUUGGAACGUACAACAUGAAAGUAAUCUUUUAAAAUAAAGUGUUGUUAUAUA
Molecule: messenger RNA, 7469 nt
Organism: Haplochromis burtoni (Burton's mouthbrooder)
Lineage: Eukaryota; Metazoa; Chordata; Actinopteri; Cichliformes; Cichlidae
Gene: pex5la
Product: peroxisomal biogenesis factor 5-like a
Exons: 13
Coding region: 247-2100 (617 amino acids)
Biological process (GO): protein import into peroxisome matrix, docking
Cellular component (GO): peroxisomal membrane; cytosol
Molecular function (GO): protein binding
Source: RefSeq, a predicted model, not a curated record